Messenger RNA from Sorghum bicolor (sorghum), 1118 nucleotides. RefSeq names its product ubiquitin-conjugating enzyme E2 27. The record is from RefSeq and is a predicted model, not a curated record. Bases 150 to 737 code for a protein of 195 amino acids. Gene Ontology annotation, cellular component: nucleus. The transcript is spliced from 5 exons. Gene Ontology annotation, molecular function: protein binding; ubiquitin conjugating enzyme activity. Lineage: Eukaryota; Viridiplantae; Streptophyta; Magnoliopsida; Poales; Poaceae. Gene Ontology annotation, biological process: protein polyubiquitination; proteasome-mediated ubiquitin-dependent protein catabolic process.
AUUAGUAGCGUGGCGGUGGCGCUGCCGUUUCCUGCAGCAGUCCCACCCCCACCCUCCUCGUCCUCGCAUCCCACCCCAUCGCGCCGCUCCCGACGAGAGCCAGGAGGAGGUGGCGGCGGCGCCGCGAGGAAGGAAGGGAUCGAUCGAGGAUGGUGGACGUCUCGCGCGUGCAGAAGGAGCUCACCGAGUGCAACCGCGACCGGGAGGUGUCGGGCGUCUCCAUCGCGCUCCACGACGGCGCCAACAUCUCCCACCUCACCGGCACCAUCGCCGGGCCCGCUGACAGCCCCUACGAGGGCGGCACCUUCGUCAUCGACAUCCGCCUCCCCGGUGGAUAUCCCUUUGAGCCUCCGAAGAUGCAGUUUGUCACCAAAGUAUGGCAUCCUAACAUCAGCAGCCAAAAUGGAGCAAUUUGCUUGGAUAUUCUGAAAGAUCAGUGGAGCCCAGCCCUUACCUUGAAGACGGCACUCCUUUCCCUUCAAGCUCUGCUUUCUUCUCCUGCACCUGAUGAUCCUCAGGAUGCUGUUGUUGCACAACAGUACCUGCGUGACUAUCCAACAUUUGCUGCUACGGCUCGCUACUGGACAGAGGCCUUCGCAAAGAGUGCGUCAACUGGCAUGGAAGAGAAGGUGCAGAAGCUGGUUGAGAUGGGCUUCCCAGAGGACCUGGUGAGAAGUACCCUGAAGAGUGUGGAUGGCGAUGAGAACAUGGCUCUUGAAAAGCUCUGCUCUGGGUGAACCAUCUGGCCAGUACAUGAGCUGUAAAUUGCAUCCCCAUUGAUUAUAUAAUAUAAGAACACAAUGCCUGCUAAUGCUCCUGCUCAGCCAUUUCAGUGUGGCCAUUUUAUUAAGACAAUAUAUAUAGGGGAGGUCGUGCCAUGGCCCAUGGGACUCGAGUGAAAUUCGACUUCUUCAGAGUUCGUUCGCUUUGUUUGCUUUUCUUUUUCUCAACUUUUGCUUUUGUGUCUGGUAGCCUGAAUCAUCAACUCUUUGCCCAUGGAACUCUGGUAAUAUCUGAUGCAAAAGAAACAUCAGAUUGACAUAAACCCCUUGCAACCUGGAUGUGAUGGCCUGAUGGAUAACAUCUCAUAUUUGAUUCUCAUGUUAAUGAUGGUGGUU